Rhinichthys klamathensis goyatoka is the source of this 1871-nucleotide messenger RNA. RefSeq names its product gamma-aminobutyric acid type A receptor subunit alpha3 (gene gabra3). Gene Ontology annotation, molecular function: inhibitory extracellular ligand-gated monoatomic ion channel activity; transmitter-gated monoatomic ion channel activity involved in regulation of postsynaptic membrane potential; GABA-A receptor activity. The coding region runs from base 230 to 1657 and encodes 475 amino acids. The transcript has 10 exons. Gene Ontology annotation, cellular component: postsynapse; GABA-A receptor complex; synapse. The record is from RefSeq and is a predicted model, not a curated record. Gene Ontology annotation, biological process: nervous system process; monoatomic ion transmembrane transport; gamma-aminobutyric acid signaling pathway. Lineage: Eukaryota; Metazoa; Chordata; Actinopteri; Cypriniformes; Leuciscidae.
GGUUCGUUUGAUGAGGGCAGGCUUACCAACGUUACCAGCGCUCCCCACUACCAUUUUUUUCAGCAUCUGAGGCAAAUACUUGAAAAAUUCACCCAUUGGACUUGAAAGAAUUUGCUGGAAAAUAAGUGGAAAGACAGAGGUGGAAAUCAACUGCCAGAGCUCAGAAAGUGUCUCAAGUCCGUCGGAGGAAAAAAAGGAUUUAUCUCUGGCUUUCAGCACUCAAAGUGAUAUGGCUGCCGUUCUCCACAAGCUCACAGCACGCGUCCCCUGCGUGUGGAUCUUCCUCAUGCUUUUCGACCCCAGCUCACAAACCGGGGCUGUAACCGGGCACAGAGAACCAAUUCCUGAUGACAGCAAAGACAACAUCACCAUCUUUACCCGGAUCUUGGACCGCUUGCUGGAUGGUUAUGACAACAGGUUGCGUCCUGGACUAGGCGAAAGUGUGACUGAAGUGAGGACAAACAUCUAUGUGACAAGCUUCGGACCAGUAUCAGACACCGAUAUGGAGUACACGAUUGAUGUGUUCUUCCGGCAAAGUUGGCGGGAUGAGAGGCUGAAGUUUGAUGGGCCUAUGCAGGUCCUUCCACUUAACAACUUGCUCGCCAGCAAGAUCUGGACUCCUGAUACCUUCUUCCACAAUGGGAAGAAGUCAGUAGCCCACAAUAUGACUACACCUAAUAAACUUCUGCGACUGGUAGACAAUGGAACUCUUCUCUACACAAUGAGAUUAACCAUCCAUGCUGAGUGCCCCAUGCAUCUGGAAGAUUUUCCCAUGGAUGCCCAUGCCUGCCCACUGAAGUUCGGAAGCUAUGCCUACACCAACAACGAGGUUGUCUACAUCUGGACAGCGGAUGAUGAGAAAUCUGUUUCUGUGGCUCCUGAUGGCUCUAGACUCAACCAGUAUGACCUGCUGGGCCACGUCAUUGGCAAAGAGACGAUCAGCUCCAGUACAGGAGAAUAUGUAGUGAUGACAACAUAUUUCCACUUGAAAAGGAAAAUUGGCUAUUUCGUGAUCCAGACGUAUCUCCCCUGCAUAAUGACCGUCAUUCUCUCUCAGGUCUCCUUCUGGCUGAACCGGGAGUCUGUGCCAGCACGCACUGUCUUUGGUGUCACAACUGUCCUGACUAUGACCACACUGAGUAUAAGUGCCCGGAACUCACUUCCCAAGGUGGCCUAUGCAACAGCCAUGGACUGGUUUAUGGCAGUGUGCUAUGCCUUUGUCUUCUCUGCUCUCAUUGAGUUUGCCACCGUCAACUACUUCACAAAGCGCAGCUGGGCCUGGGAUGGCCAGAAGGAGGCCCAGGAGAUGCGGAGGCGAGAGUCGGCAUCCUUUUCCAAGAAGACCAAUAACACUUUCAACAUUGUGGGAACCUACAGCAUGGGCGUAGCCAAAGAUCCCGGAUUGACAACCAUCUCCAAGAGUGCCACAUCCACAUCCACAUCCACCCCAUCACAGUCGGCCCGAGACAUCCGACUACCCAAAAUGGAUGGUGAAUAUGUGCCGGACGGUGGAAAAAAGUCAUACAAUCGCGUCAGCAAAGUGGACAAGAUCUCUCGUAUCAUCUUUCCAGUGCUCUUCUUCAUCUUCAACCUGGGUUACUGGGCCACGUAUGUCAACAGAAAGCCGACCAUUAACCGGUCCAGCCCACAGAAAUGAACAUGGCGACUGCCAAAAGAGAAAAACUGCCAGUCGACCAUGCUACUGUUUUCAUUUUCCAAAAUUCCCAUUAUCCUUUUUUCCCCCUACAUUUUGUAGUAGUGCCAAACAGCCACGUAGACACAUAACCCUAGUCAGUAGUUUUCCAAAUUUGUAUGUGACAUUUCCUGUGUUGCAUGAGGUAAAGUAUGAAUAAUUAAUAUUAUGACUUUAU